AUGCCUCAUUUCAGUGAAACGCAAUUAUCAACUAAAACGACUGAUACGAUUAAAAAAAGUUCAAUUUCAGAUGAACAAUUAAAAUCUGAAUACGCAUCGAAAACCAUCUUCAAAGUUGUGUGGACCAAAAUUAGCAACAGAAAACACAAAAUAUGGGAAGGCGAUGGACUGCUCGAAGUGUCCGGUAGAAACGCAGUUCUAAAGGACGAAACGGGCACAAUCAUCUCUAGCACUAAUGGACUUAAAGUAAACGAAGUAACAGAGGGCAUUCAGUUGAUUGUUGGAUCAAAAGAGGUCGAUGUUUUGGAGAAAUGUGAUGGAAACCGCGUGUCUAAUCUAACAAAUCAAACAACAACCGAAAACGAUCGCAAAAGGGUUUGCCUGGUAGGACUGACAAGAGAAAGGUUCAAGCCACCGCAGCGAAUUCAACAAAAAUCACAAAGUAGUGAAAAUACUAAGAAAUAUAUGCUACAGCAGAAGCAUGUGCCGUUAAACAAUGCAACCAGCUUACCACAUGAGUCGUGCCUGCAGGAGAAUAUCGGUUCAACCCAUUUCAAAUUCGUUGCAACGUUAGAACCGCAAACUGCUCAGGAGCUCGUAGAACCUUUAAUCAUGAAAAAACCUUCUUUUGAACACCAAUUUCAUAAUAACGCCAGCAACGACGCGGUGGCUGAAGUGCAUGUACCCUUGUGCCUAACGCAGCAUUUACGGCCACACCAACGAGAGGGAGUAGCUUUCUUGUAUGAAUGCGUGACUGGAAUGAGGAUGGUUGAGCCAUCUGGGAAUGGAGCAAUCCUGGCAGAUGAAAUGGGACUAGGAAAAACGUUACAAUGUAUCGCAUUAAUGUACACUCUAAUGAAAACCGGACCGUACGGGAAACCUUCAGCGAAACGCAUCUUGAUCGUUACCCCGAGUAGUUUGGUGGACAAUUGGGACCGAGAGAUCACCAAGUGGUUGCAAAACCAACGAGUUUUUACGUUUAUAGUGGGACCAAACAAUAAGUUAAAGCAGUACGUACAAUCGCAGCACAUACCAAUCUUGAUAAUAUCAUACGAGAUGCUCUCGAAACAAAUAUCAGAGCUGGAAUCGGUUAAAUUUGAUCUCAUCUUCUGCGACGAAGGUCACCGGUUAAAAAACAGCAAUGUGAAAGCCUUCGCUGUGUUGAAUAAGAUAGAAUGCAAACGACGUGUGCUCUUAACUGGCACACCCAUACAAAACGAUUUGCAGGAAUUUUUUUCGCUGAUCAACUUUGUUAACCCGGGUAUAAUCGGAUCGUAUCAGGACUUUAAGGCGCGGUAUGAAACACCGAUCGUAGUCUCCCAGCGUCCUGGUGUUUUACCGCAGUCCAUCGAGUUAGGGAUUGAACGUUUAAACGAACUAAACAACAUAACAGGCCGAUUUGUGCUGAGACGUACCCAAGAAGUCAUCAACGAAUAUCUCCCUGAUAAACAUGAGCUGGUAGUGUUUUGUCAACCAUCGGAAUUACAGACAAAAUUGACACGAAGUGCACUGCAGUUUUACGAAGACGAAAAAGGAUCGUCUAAUGGCAUCUCACCUCUGCAGAUGAUAACGAUUUUGAAAAAGAUCUGCAACCAUCCUUCGUUAGUAUCGAUGACUAAGAAAGGCGAUCCAGAAUCGCUGGUUCAUCUUUUGUCAGAACAGUUGCCAGCUUGGCAAGAGAUGGGACCUGGGGAUUCCGCAAAACUAGGCAUUGUAGAAGUCCUUCUAGAAAGCAUACAAACAUUGCAAGAGAAAAUUGUGAUUGUUUCCUACUACAACAAAACGUUAGACAUGAUCGCAGGACUGUGUGAACACUGUAGCUACAAAUUCAGCCGUUUAGAUGGUUCUACGGUGACUAAUGAUCGGGGUAAAAUUGUGAGCAUAUUCAACAAUCCAGCGUCCGAUAUUUUUAUACUGCUGCUUAGUGCCAAAGCUGGCGGUGCGGGAUUAAAUCUGGUAGGAGCGUCCAGGUUAGUACUGUAUGACAACGACUGGAAUCCUGCUAACGAUCUCCAGGCGAUGUCUCGUAUCUGGCGAGAUGGACAGCGAAAACCCGUAUUUAUUUAUCGGCUGCUGACGGCAUACUCUAUCGAGGAACGUAUUUUUCAACGGCAAAUUUCUAAAACUUCCCUAAGCGGAACAGUUGUCGACCAGAAACAGAACUUAAGCAAUCUUAAGCUCUCUGACGACGAGUUGAAGGAUCUCUUCUCGAUCAUUCAUCCAAACCACAUGGAUGAUUGCCUGACACACAGUUUACUAGAAUGCCCCUGUGCCGGAAUAGGGAAAGCGCCGGUUAACGAUCAGCAAAAUGAAGGCGCAAAUCCACUGGAAGAAAUUUUUCAUCUCGAGGAGACAGACAGCCCAUUUCAAAUGAGAGGAGUUGGGAAAAAGCACAACAAAAAAAACACUAAAUAUGCGUUGAAAAUGCAAGAAUUGAUGCGAUGGGAGCACCAUCGGGCGCCAGUGUCAGAGCUUACCCUGGAGCAGUUAGGACUGUCUCAGUGCGUCGAUGAGAUUCUGUUUUUGUUUCGAAACAUUGUUUCAGUAAGGAAAUAA
Messenger RNA from Anopheles nili, 2556 nucleotides. Its product is annotated as DNA repair and recombination protein RAD54B-like. Gene Ontology annotation, biological process: reciprocal meiotic recombination; double-strand break repair via homologous recombination. The record is from RefSeq and is a predicted model, not a curated record. Lineage: Eukaryota; Metazoa; Arthropoda; Insecta; Diptera; Culicidae. Bases 1 to 2556 code for a protein of 851 amino acids. The transcript has a single exon. Gene Ontology annotation, molecular function: ATP binding; ATP-dependent chromatin remodeler activity; DNA translocase activity. Gene Ontology annotation, cellular component: nucleus.